CCUAACGAUUCCUCCAUUCACCGAGAACUACCGCCUUCCUGCGCGCUUUUGAGCAGGUUUCCUCGCCUCGAUUAAUCCAUACAAUUGUUAUAUACUACCACACAAGCAUCUUGAUACUGUCCUCAGCUUCAUCCAAGUUGUCUCGAACCUUGACCUACACUUUCCUGCUCCGAUUCCAAGAUAGCCCUCGUCCUCUCCAAAGCCUCGAGACAAUGGAUCAUCACGACCACAGCCAGAUGCACACCAGCGACAUGGACCACGGCCACGGCGGCCACGGGGACAUGGGAGGCAGCGACCAAUGCAGCAUGAGCAUGCUGUUCACCUGGGACACCAACAACCUCUGCAUCGUCUUCCGCCAAUGGCACAUCCGCUCCACGUCCUCCCUCCUCUUCUCGCUCCUCCUCGUCGUCGCCCUCACGGCCGGCUAUGAGGCUCUCCGCGCCGCCAGCCGUCGCUACGAAACCAAGGUCAACAAGAAAGUCGAAUCCUUGCCCACCGAUCAUCGUGGUGAUGCACCUACUGAGUCAACGCCUUUCCUCUGGACAGGACAGCAACAGAUCGAGGCGACCAAGACGGCCCACAUUAUCAAAGCGGCACUGUAUGCGCUGCAGAACUUUUACGCUUUUAUGAUUAUGCUCAUCUUCAUGACGUACAACGGCUGGGUCAUGAUCGCGGUGGCCGUGGGCGCUUUUGUCGGAUACGUGCUUUUCGGGAAUAGCAUUUCGUCGACCAAGGACAACGCAUGCCAUUGAUCCACGACGAAGACGAGGACGAAGACGAGGACGAAGACGAGGACGAAGACGAAAGCGAAGAAACAAGAAGCGAGAUUUCCAAUUGUAGAUUCUAUCCUCGGGGCCGUUUUCCGUCUCUAGCAUGUCGCCUCGGAUUCCAAUACCGAAUGACCCGCCCACGACCUACCCACCCACCUAUGCUGGGAAUCAACUGGAUGACAAGACUUCUAGAAAGAAAUAAAAAAUAAAAAACGAACAUGAAGUAAAAAUAAAAAUUGCAGGACCCCU
Molecule: messenger RNA, 1019 nt
Organism: Sodiomyces alkalinus F11
Lineage: Eukaryota; Fungi; Ascomycota; Sordariomycetes; Glomerellales; Plectosphaerellaceae
Product: CTR2 long splice variant
Exons: 4
Coding region: 213-752 (179 amino acids)
Biological process (GO): copper ion transmembrane transport
Cellular component (GO): membrane
Molecular function (GO): copper ion transmembrane transporter activity
Source: RefSeq, a predicted model, not a curated record